AGGCAGUCUCACUUUUCUGGCACUAAUCGCAACUUUACAACAGUGUUACUCACUUGUGGUGAAAAAUAUAAAUUCGAGAAGUUGUCUGCCAUUAACAUUUCUUCGUCCUUGGGGCGUCUUUCAUCUACAGAGAUGAUGUCGUUCACCGAGCAAGCUCGAUUAGUAUUGUAA
Haemonchus placei is the source of this 171-nucleotide messenger RNA. The record is from the annotation of a GenBank genome assembly. Lineage: Eukaryota; Metazoa; Nematoda; Chromadorea; Rhabditida; Trichostrongylidae.